This is a messenger RNA of Colletotrichum karsti, 7233 nucleotides long. RefSeq names its product sh3 domain containing protein. The record is from RefSeq and is a predicted model, not a curated record. Gene Ontology annotation, biological process: small GTPase-mediated signal transduction. Gene Ontology annotation, molecular function: guanyl-nucleotide exchange factor activity; O-methyltransferase activity; small GTPase binding. Bases 1 to 7233 code for a protein of 2410 amino acids. Gene Ontology annotation, cellular component: plasma membrane; cytoplasm. The transcript is spliced from 5 exons. NCBI's taxonomy places the organism in Eukaryota, Fungi, Ascomycota, Sordariomycetes, Glomerellales, Glomerellaceae.
AUGCGCUCGACAUCCAGAGAGACAAUCGCCAAGUUAGACGCCAUCACGCCGUCCAGCUUCGCUACGGACGCGGAGCGCUACGAGGCGAAAGAGGCGGCCCGUCGCCUCCUCGCGCGCCUCGAGACGCCCUUCGAGCGCGGAUGGGCCCUCGCCUUCGAGACGCCCGUGCUGGUGGCCGGGCUGCAGAUGGGGCUCGACCUGGGGAUGUGGGAGGCGUGGGCGGGGGAGCACGAGAGGUCCGGAGGGGCGCCGCAGGGGUUGAGGACGGUUUUGGGGUGGUGUAAGACGGGUGUUGAGGAGAAUCUCUUGCGUCGGUUCCUGAGACACAUGGCUGCGUUGUACGUCCUCGAGGAGACGGGCGUCGAUACGUGGAGACUGACGCCGUAUACCCUCGCCAUGGGACAGAGUAAGACGCACGCUGACCAGAUUAUACAAUGUGGUACCGACCACAUCAUCCCGGCAGGAGUCAACCUCCCUCGCUUCCUCGCCAGAUACGACUACUCAGAGCCUCUUGACAAGUCCAAGCUGGACAACUACGCGGACAUGACAGGCGGGGCAGACUUCUUCGCGACGUGUGCCACGGAUCCGGAGCGCCUAGGGAGCAGUUUCAUCGGGCUCAUGACGGCGCUGCGGAACCAUAAGAUGCCCUGGACCGAUGUCUACGACACGACGGAGCUGAUCUCCGGAGCCGAUGUCAGCGGCGGGGCGCCCGUGUUUGUGGAUGUCGGUGGCAUGCACGGGCUGGACACGGCGAGGCUGCUGGCUCGACACCCGGAGCUGCCGGACGGGGUGUUAUUCGUGCAGGAUACGCCGGAGGUAGUUGCGCAGAACCCUGAAGAGCUGGACACCAGGGCGAAGAAGAUUGCGUAUGACUUCUUCACGCCGCAGCCUCUAGUCGGAAGUCGAGCGUACUUCUUCCACGCGGUGCCGCACGACUGGCCUGAUGCGGACUGUGUGAGGAUCCUCUACACCCGACCAUCCCCCUUCGAUCCUCUUCCCGACCUCGACCUCGACCUCGAUAUCGACGACGCCUUGCGCUCUACGUCGACCCCCGAGCUUUCAAUGCCCUGGCAGCCCCUUCCCCGAAUCGCCUUCGCCGUCGCGACCUACCCCUUCGCCGCCUCAGGCCCGGCCGACCUCCCCCUCGAGAUCGGUGAUGAGCUCUACAUAAUCGAGGAAACUCCCGACGGCAACUGGCUGCGCGGCUACCUGGUGGCACCUCCCAGUCUGCUGGCCGGACUGACCUCCGUCAAGGGGCAGACUCUCGAGGCUCGUGUUUUCAGCGGCAUCUUCCCUAGGAGCUGCGUCGAGGUGCGCGAGGUCCUCGGCGAGUCAGAUGAGACAGAGGACGGUGAAGAUGCCGCUAGCGACGACGCGGCGGCGAACGGCGAUGUACACAUCGGAAGUGACUCGGGCAAGAGCGGCCUAACGCCAACAGCAGCCGAGAAGAAGAAGUCGGCAGACGGCCACAAGUCCAUCGAGAGCGCACGAGGAUCCAAGCACGAGAUCAAGCGCAAACCUCUUAAGGAACUCCCCAAUGGCACCCAAGGACGCCUUUCCGUACCUGUCAAGCGGGACCCCGACGCCCCUCGACCUGCUGCGCCUGUGCCUAUGCUGAAAAUCGGCGACGAGACGCCUACAUCAGCCGCCGAACCUCUCAUUGACGAAAUCGCCAGCUGCUUGCGCGAGUGGCACUCCACCAACCUCCAUGGUCUGCUGCUGUCGCGGCAAUAUGGCCGCCUCGACAAGUUGUCGCAACUAAUCACCACUCUCAACCUCAGCAGGCAACAAUUCCUUCAUAAUGUCCUCACAACAUUCGAAUACGACAAGCUGCGAGAAAAGACGGUCUGGGACCUGGUACGCGUGAACAAGCUGUGCGGAGGAGAGGUCAUUGUUCGCGACCCGACGGAACGAGGGCGCGUUCUGACAGGCGACGAUUCGGUGGUGGAAGUCACAAAGUUGCAGUCCGUCAUGAGUGUACUCGACGAGCCCCCGCAGCCAGCAAAUGAGCCGACAGCCCUCCACCAUCUUCUGGUCGACGUUCGAGGCUUUGCUGGCGCUUCCGCCGAAGAGACCUCUCUCGUUGUGUAUCUGGUAGCCAAGCCGGUUGGCGGCCAGGCGGCAGCCCUCUCCGAAUGCUUCAUCAUCGACAUCCCGCCCGGCGGGACAAUAGGCAGUCUGGCCAAGUCUGGCCAAACAAGGACGAUAUUUUCCGACCUUUCCUCGCAAGACAUUGGCGACGUCGCAUCUGCGGAAACAGAGCUGUACCUAGUUGUCAAGGUACGGUCCAGUCAGCAAGUCGUGGCCAGCGGAAAGCCCGAAUCACGGUCCGGCGCCAAGUCCCAAGGCAACGGUGCGCAUAAAGACCCCGCCAAGCCCCCCUCUGCUGGCAACAACAAGCCUUCUAGAAGAAGUCUCAUGUGGGGAUCGAAGACGGCUCGGGCGUUCUCAAGAGGAGGGGCGACAUCGCGACUUGAUUCCGUGACAGAGCAGCAGGAGGGCCGUCCCGGAACGCAAGACGACGGACAAGAGAGCGCGGCCCCCCCUAGCACGGCUGGGUCAAGACCUCGAGGCUCUAUGGAUGCUGGCACAGGUUUUCACAUGGCUGAGCGCACGGUCGGGAUCGGCGUGUUGAAGCUGAACGCCAUCAUGAAGCAGGACGAGGAAGUUGAGCAAGUCGUCAGUGUCUGGUCGCCGUCGCUCACGCUCCCCACAGAGAAGCAGGGCCUGCAUGAGGACUGGGACAUGUUGAUUCGGGAUCUCAUGGACAGCCCGAGUGGCCACUACGAAAAGUCGCGCCGCGCCGAGCGAGUCCAAGUUCAUCUCAAGUCAUUCAACCACCCCGACGUGGAAACAUUGGUCAAGGUGACACCGACGUUGCUAUCCGGCAUUCGCAAAACCAACAAGAUGGGAUUUUCUGGUGCGCCUACUAAACCAAGAUCCGACAUAUACUUCACACUGGACACAGCGGUUUUGUCGAAGCAGAACCUCCUCUCUAGAUUUGCAGGGAACCCGACUACACUCUCCAGCAGCGUGCAUGGCAACAAUCUGCAAGUGACACUUGAAGUGCGGAGAACAAGCGGAGAAAAGAUCCCCAACUGCAUCUUCUCUUCGUCUAACACCGAAGGGCUGACCACAUGGAAGUCUACAGCCGUGGACAGAGGGGAACAUUGGAGUCAGAUUGUUCGACUUGCCGUUCCACCGCAGGACGUCUUCACGUCGCACCUCGUCAUGUUCCUAUCCGAGAUCCCCAAUGCCCCCUUCGCGGUUGCCCACAUGCCCUUGUGGAAUCAGGAAGCCUUUGUACGAGACGGUCCCCACGCUUUGCUGCUGUACAAGAUGGACGAAUACACUUCUUCCGCCCAGGCAGGGCCCUCCGGAAAGGGAGGCUACCUCUCACUCCAGUGGAGCGCUAGAGGGAAUGACGAGCAUUCGGCAGAGGUGACCGGGCCUCUGGCGGUUCUCCGUGCAGACACCUAUUUGUGCAGCACUAGAUUCUCCCAGGAUCGCGUGGUCCUGGGACUGAUCAAGUGGAAGGACACCCCCAAGGAGGAAAUCCAGACUUUGCUGAAGCACCUCAUUUUCGUGCCGGAGAUCGAGGUCGUCAAGCUUCUCAGCGAUGUUCUCGACGCUCUUUUUGGUUUCCUUGUCGAGCAUUCUGGUAACGACGAGUUUGAAGACCUUGUCUUCACUGCCUUGGUCAGGGUCCUGGGCAUUGUUCACGACCGGAGAUUCAACUUGGGUCCUCUGGUCGAUCAGUACGCCGAGAACCGCUUCAGCUAUCCCUUCGCCACUGCCUGCCUCGUCCGGUCGCUCACUCGCUUGCUCGAGAAACCCACCGAGCCAGAGUCGUCGAGGAAGCUCCGGUCUACCAUCAAGGUUGUUCGACACAUUCUCAAGUUCAUUACCCAUGCUCGCGGUCAGCAGAAGGCCAAGGAGGCCGGACUGGGAAUCACGACUUCGGGCUCUACACCUGGCUUCACCCGGGAGCUAAGAAACAUCUUCAAGGCCCUCGACGCCAUGAUGCGUAAUACUGCCCCGGUCCUCGUUGGCAGUCAGACUCUUGCAGUGCAGCACUUCCACACCUGGCUGCCCGAACUGACCGGCCUGUUGACGACCGAAGAGAUUCUCCACAUCGCGAUCGACUUCCUCGACUCUUGCGCUGAUGUCAAGGGCAAACUGGUAUUGUACAAGCUUGUUUUGGUUAUCAACUAUUCCAAGCUCGACAUGUUCUCCCACCCGGAUCAGAAAGCGGCUCUUACUGCCAACACCGUCCGCUGGAUCGCGCCGCACUGGGGCCACAACGAAGAAGUCACCGACCUGUGGAAGGACCAAGUUCGACUUUGCUGCUCCGUCCUCGCCAGCCAGAUUGACAACCUGGGCGCCGAGAUUCCCGACUACCUCCCGAAGAUCAUCGAUUCUUAUUUGUCUAUAGUUUCCACCGACAUCAAGCCGCGCAACCGUCUUUCCCUUCUCUUUCCGACGUCAUACCCCUUUCCUUCGAAGCCUGUCGCGGAGGAAUGCACUUUCGAUGAGGCCUUAAUCGAGCUUUCCGCCAUCCUUUCUGCUAUCUCUAAUUCACCAAGCGGCAUGCAACUAGAGUUGACCGAAGGCGACCUGACCGCACUGCUAGAAAAUACCCUUCGUGUGCAUAUGAGCAUAUUGAUGGGCGAGGCUUUCCCGCCCGAAUGGUUGAGCGUACACAUUUAUCACCACAAGUCCACCAUGAGGACACUGCAGUACCUGUCCAGCAUCCUGCUGGAGUCCUUCUUGCCCCAUCCCGACGAGGCGGAAAACUUCAACACCGAGCUCUGGAAGAUGUUCUUCACGACAAUGCUUAAGCUCGUCGGCAGCCCAUCUCUAGCCCUGGAGACCUUCCCCGAGCAGAAGCGUAGGGCAGUCUGGAAGAUUGCUGGUGACGUAAGGGAACACGGGGCUGAGUUGUUGAGGCGAACCUGGGAGGCCAUCGGUUGGGAGACGAGCAGCGACGAGCGGGCACGGUACGGUCUGUCCAAGAUGGGCGGUUAUCAGGUCCAAUACGUCCCCACCUUGGUCGGUCCGAUCGUCGAGCUUUGUCUUAGUGUGCACGAAGGUCUUCGACGGAUGGCCGUGGAGGUGCUUCAGACCAUGAUUGUCAGCGAGUGGACCCUUAGCGAGGAUCUCUCCGUGAUCCAGACAGAGAUGAUCGACUGCCUCGAUCACUACUUCAAGUCUAAGCCCUUGACGGAAAGCAUCCUCCAGAAGCUUUUCGUCAACGAGGUCAUCGAGAGGUUUGCGCCUCUAUCCACCAUUCCUGACGAUUCUCUGUACGCCGGUCUUCGUGACCUCAUGGCUACCGUCGACGAAUUCCUCGACCUCCUCGUGGCUGUUCACAGCGGCGACAUCACAAGCGAAUCCUCUCACCUGAUCAACCGCCUCAGGCUGAUGGAAUUCCUGCGAGACAUGCAGAAGGAGGAGAUCUUUAUCCGCUAUGUCCACCAGCUGGCGAUUCUGCAAGCCGAGGCAAGGAACCACUGCGAAGCCGGUCUGGCCUUGCGCCUUCACGCCGACCUGUACGAAUGGGACCCGACCAAGCAGGUUCCGGCACUGGACGAUCCCGAAUUCCCCGCCCAGACACACUUCGAACGCAAGGAGCGCAUCUACUUCGACAUGAUCAAGCACUUCGAGGACGGCGAGGCCUGGAGCAGCGCCCUCACGGCAUACCAGGAACUGCGAGUACAAUACGAGAGUAACAUUUUCGACUUCGCCAAGUUGGCAAGGACAGAGCGCGCCAUUGCCACCAUCUACGAGACCAUCUCAAAGAGCGACAAGCUGGUGCCGAAAUACUUCAAGGUCAUCUACAAGGGCCUUGGCUUCCCGCCCAGCUUACGCGACAAGGAGUUCGUCUACGAGGGUUCUCCGACGGAACGUGCCUCUGCAUUUACGGACCGCAUGCAAGAGCAGUAUCCCUCUGCUCAGAUCGUCACUGGCGACGUCGACGACGUGGAAGGCCAGUUCCUUGUCAUUUCCGCCAUUACCCCUCAUCGCGACCUCACUCAUCACGUCUUCCAGCGCGCUCGCGUCCCUCAAGUCAUCCGCGACUAUCUCGUGUCCGCCCACCCCCAGAGCUUCUCCGUAUCCUCCAAGCGCAGCACAUCUGGGCCUGUCCAAGAACACUACGCAGAGAAAAUCGUCUACACCACGGCAGAUCCGUUCCCAACAAUCUUGCGCCGAAGCGAAAUCGUCAAUGUUGAGGAGAUCAAACUUAGCGCUCACGAGACUGGUUUGGAACGAAUCGUGAGGAAGACGCAGGAGAUGACGAUGAUCGAGAAGCGUAUCGCCGAUGGUGACGAAGACAACGCACAACUGCUCCUCGAUGCUAUUAGCAUUUCAGUCAACCCAGACUCCGAGAACAGUGUUGCGUGCUACCGCCAACUGCUUCCCAGUCCCCGUGAGAGUGACAGCGAGGACGACGAAGAGGAAGAAGAGGUUGAGCUGGAUCCUCAGGACAACGCCAUCAAGAUGGCCCUCGUUGAUCAUGCCAUCAUGAUCAGGCGGUGCCUGGGAACUUUCGCCCGAAGCUCGAAUGAGAUCCUCUCUCUCAGGCAAGAGGAACUCCAGCAAUACUUCGAAAGCACGUUUGCGCCUGAGAUCGCCCUCUUCGCACCUCCACAACCAUCUCGCGACUCGUCCACAGCCUCUCCGACGUGGAGACGAUCCGAGCCAUCCACCGAGCAGGCCUCUCCUCAACCACAGAGCAUCGCCGGUGUCAUGACCAAUGGUGUAAUCGCUGAAGAAGCCGCGACGGUCGCGCCCAUCGCUGUCCGAGGUCGCGGCACGCGUCUUAGCUUCCUUGGGGGUCGUAAGAAGGAAUCUCCCGUGCAGCAACAGACCAACGGCGAUUAUCAGACAAAUGGCGAAGUGGACGACACGGUCAGCAGCAGGAGCCGCAGCUUCAGCAAGACCCAGGAGAGCAACAAUAAUCGCCGAAGCUUCUUCCGUGCCCCUUCCACCGAACCACGUAUCUUGGGCGGCAACGACGUCACGAGUGAGUGGGUGACGGACUCUGGCGGACGGCAGAGCUCGGAUCUGGGCACGAACCUGACGGAGAAGGAACGCGAGUACAGAGACGAGCGUCCCGCAGAAGCGCCCGGCGUCGUCAAGCGAGGCAGCGUUAGGAAGAGGCUGAGCAUGCUGAAGCUGGGCAAGAAGUCGAACAAGGGCAUGGCUAUGGGCAGUGUGCACGAGGAGUAG